AUGCUUAAUGUCAUUUUUAUUUUAAAAUUAGGAAAUCGGUUUAACCAAUACUCAUUAGUAUUCGGGCAUGCCGAUGGUGGAACUCUUAGAGAACUUUUGAAAGAUAAAUUUCAAAGUCUCAAAUGGGUCGAUAAAAUUUCCUUGGGUUCUCAAUUAGCCAGUUCAAUAACAUGUUUGCAUGAUGAAGGAAUUGUGCAUGGCGAUUUGAACUCUCAAAACAUUUUGAUACAUCAAAAUAGUAUCAAAUUGGUUGAUUUUGGACAAACAAAGGAAGUAUCCAAAGAAUUGAGUAAUAUGCCUUACAAUGAUCCAAAAUUGUUUAAUAGACGAGGAAAUAACGUAUCAAAUAAGAAGAAUGAUGUUUUCGGUGUUGGCGUGCUUUUAUGGGAAAUAUCAAGUGGCACCCCUCCUUUUAAAGAUGAACCUUAUGAUUCUUAUUUUGAUUUUCAAGGUCGCAGAGAAGUACCUGUACCGGGUACACCUGAAGAUUAUAAAAAAAUUUAUACCGAAUGUUGGGAUGAUGAAACUAAACGUCGUCCAGAAAUGAGAGACGUGUAG
Messenger RNA from Funneliformis geosporum, 558 nucleotides. The record is from the annotation of a GenBank genome assembly. Lineage: Eukaryota; Fungi; Glomeromycota; Glomeromycetes; Glomerales; Glomeraceae.